AUGGUACUGGCAUUUUGUAGACGUGGUUCGGUUAUUCCCAUUUGUCUCUAUCUAUUGGUGGGGAGGUAUAUGAAGGAACGAAUCAGUGGAUUGAGGAAUGAAAGCUCGAAGACAAGGAGAACCGGGCUUUUCCAAAGAAUUACUGCAGCUUUCCCACUCCCUUUGAUUAUCAUAUACAUAAAAGUCAAACUAUCUUCCACUUUCCUACCAAUUCUCUCUCUAUUCUGGCACAUAAAUGAAGGGAUCGAAGAGAUUAUGGCAGAUCAUGUUCACCAAGAAAUGACCCGAAAUUUGAUCUUGGUUUAUUUGAGAUUGUUCCUUUUAAUCGUAAUCAAAGAUGUUUUCUUGUCUCUCGUUUCUUUUCUGAAUAAAUCGAAGAACCUAAUGGAUCCAACUCCUACAUUUUAG
Ipomoea nil (Japanese morning glory) is the source of this 408-nucleotide messenger RNA. The record is from the annotation of a RefSeq genome assembly. Lineage: Eukaryota; Viridiplantae; Streptophyta; Magnoliopsida; Solanales; Convolvulaceae.